UAAAAAGACGUAACAUGAAUGCAGGAAGGCAGGUCUGUUCAUGUUACAUUUUAUUUACUUUUACGCACAAUCGUACUGCGGACAGCCUUGGUUUAUGGUCAUAUUUGUGGGGAAAGGCCAUUAUUGUAACCAACUAUUUUUGUUAUUGCGUUGUUUCACAGCAGCUUUGUGUAAGGCAGCCAGAAUGCGGAACAUCUGGUAAACAAACACUGCUUUGGUCAGAUGCCAAACACUGCUGGAGUAUCAGGUGAUUUCCAAACACCGGAUUGCGAAAUUGACAAAAAAAAAAAUGCAUUCACGCAUUGGUUGUUUUAGAAAUGCUGCACAGACAUUGUAAGUCGUGAGUCUUUUUUAUGGCAGUAAAAUAUAACGGGUUUUUUUCAGCUUUAUUCAACAAAGCAAUGUACAUAUUACGUCAGGCACAAACAAGUACACAACACAAUACAGUAGAGCUGAUAACAACAAAUAUUAAAAAUAAGGACAGACAUUAGAAAACGAGCGAUUAAUUUGACUUCAGGGGGUUUCAUCAAAUAUGUUUGUGUAAUAUUCUAAGAACCUGUUGCUUGUUUUAUUGUUUGAAAGAGCAAGAGAGUUAAGCAUUGAGUUGAAUCAAUUAGAAUACAGGGAAAGAGGGUCGUGAACCUAAAAACUUAAUAAAUAUUUUUUAUUUUAAAGUAGAAAGUGAAAGUAUGUUCAGUCCCUUUCCUACGUCAUAUCCCGCUGAUAAGUCUGAACAACACCCUGAAUGUCGAAGAGGCAUUACCUCUCAGACGCAGAACCGAAAGCAGCGCUGCAACAAAAACAACAGCACAAAAAUGGGUAAAAUCUACCAGGUCGUGGUGAAUGGGCUAAGGGGGGAGAAGAUGAUGAUCGACCUGUGCAACACGGAGGAGCAGAUGCGGAGCAUGACAGUGCUGCAGCUGAAGGAAAAGAUAGCGCAGAAGCUUCCUGAGAACAAUGGAGAGGAGACUCUGCGGUUGAUCUUCGCAGACAAGAGCCUGGAUGAAGACUCCAAGCUGCUGUCUGAUUAUGGAAUCCAGCACAUGUCCCUUAUCAUGAUUGUGAUGAGGGUUCCUGGAGGACUGACUGCUUGACAGAGACCAUCCUCUCCUGCUGCCGCAGCUGCUCAAUGAUAUCUCCUGACACUGUUUACACAUUUUUAAAGCUUUACUGUAUGGGCUGUUUUAUUGCAAUAAUCCUUUAAUGUACCCAAGUGCCUCUAAAGAUGUUUGAAAAAUCUGUUCUUGUUGUACAAAAUAAAGACAAAUUCUCGUUAA
Molecule: messenger RNA, 1277 nt
Organism: Siniperca chuatsi (mandarin fish)
Lineage: Eukaryota; Metazoa; Chordata; Actinopteri; Centrarchiformes; Sinipercidae
Exons: 2
Coding region: 690-1094 (134 amino acids)
Molecular function (GO): protein binding
Source: RefSeq, a predicted model, not a curated record